ACAAUAUUCCCUUCCUUGAUCAAAACCCUGACCACAAACUCAACAAUCUCAGCCGUCAAUUUCUUGCCCUCCACAACCAGAGCCUUUCUCGGCUUCCCGCAGAAAGUCAAGAGCACGAGGACGGUUAUCCACGUCACCAUGGUGGCCGGCACGGCCACCGCCAGCGCCGCCACAAUGGACAAAACGCCGAAAGCAACGCCGAGAAGCAGAGAGGCGUACAGCACCAGCCACCCGGACGAGGAAGAAGUAUAUACUGACGUGGACUCGAAUUCGUACCAUGAGAGGACGGAUUUGAGGAGGUUCCAUGAGAGAGAAAAUUGGGAUAAUCUCGAUUUUCUCGAAUUGGGGGUGCGGAGGGUUGUGAUUCUGUGCUGUCUGUUGCCGCCAUGGAUGAAUCUGAUGAGAUUGGGGUUUCCUCAGGCUGCA
Striga asiatica is the source of this 426-nucleotide messenger RNA. Lineage: Eukaryota; Viridiplantae; Streptophyta; Magnoliopsida; Lamiales; Orobanchaceae. The record is from the annotation of a GenBank genome assembly.